Messenger RNA from Cutaneotrichosporon cavernicola, 1617 nucleotides. RefSeq lists its product as uncharacterized. Lineage: Eukaryota; Fungi; Basidiomycota; Tremellomycetes; Trichosporonales; Trichosporonaceae. Gene Ontology annotation, molecular function: isocitrate lyase activity. Bases 1 to 1617 code for a protein of 538 amino acids. Gene Ontology annotation, biological process: carboxylic acid metabolic process. The transcript has 6 exons. The record is from RefSeq and is a predicted model, not a curated record.
AUGCAGGCCGAGAUCAAGACUUUCCAGGACGAGGUCAAGGCCGUCGAGGAGUUCUUCAAGCUCCCUCGCUUUGGCCGCACUAAGCGCCCCUACACUGCUGCCGAUGUCGUGUCCAAGCGCGGCACUAUCCAGCAGAAGUACGCUUCCGACUUUACCGCCCAGAAGCUCUACAAGCUCCUCGAGACCAAGGCUCGCGGUGAGGGCGGUGGCUGCUCGUUCACCUACGGCGCUCUGGACCCCGUCCAGAUCACCCAGAUGGCCAAGCACCUCGAGACUGUUUACGUCUCGGGCUGGCAGUGCUCUUCGACUGCUUCGUCGUCGCUUGAGCCUGGCCCGGACCUUGCCGACUACCCCUCCAACACUGUCCCCAACAAGGUCGCUCAGCUCUUCACUGCUCAGCUCUACCACGACCGCAAGCAGCGCUACACCCGUAGCACUGCCAUUGCCAAGGGUGAGGACCCCGGAGCUUACAUCGACUACCUCCGCCCCAUCGUCGCCGACGCCGACACUGGUCACGGUGGUCUCACCGCUGUCAUGAAGCUCACCAAGAUGAUGGUCGAGUCCGGUGCCGCCGGUAUCCACAUUGAGGACCAGGCCCCUGGUACCAAGAAGUGUGGCCACAUGGCCGGCAAGGUCCUUGUUCCCAUCUCCGAGCACAUCAACCGUCUCAUUGCCAUGCGUCUCCAGUGCGACAUUAUGGGCACCCAGAACCUUGUCGUCGCCCGUACCGACUCGGAGGCUGCCACCCUCAUCACCACCAACAUCGACCCCCGCGACCACGCCUCUAUCCUCGGCUCGACCAACCCCAACCUCCGCCCCCUUGCCGAGCUCAUGAACGAGGCUGAGGCCGCCGGCAAGAACGGUGCUGCUCUCCAGAAGAUCGAGGACGACUGGACCGUCUCGGCCAAGCUCCAGCUCUACAACGACACUCUCGCCGCCGCGCUCAAGGCUCAGGGUGUCAACCCCGCCCAGUUCCUCCAGCAGGCCGAGGGUGCCUCCAACUCUGAGUCGACCCGCCUCGCCAAGGCUGCCGGCCUCAAGACCCUUCCCUUCUGGGACUGGUCUGCGCCCCGCACUCGUGAGGGCUACUUCCGUCUUCAGGGUGGCACCAAGUGCGCCAUCCGUCGUGCGAUUGCGUUUGCUCCCCACGCCGACCUCAUCUGGAUGGAGACCAAGAGCCCCAUCUACGCUCAGGCCAAGGAGUUCGCGGACGGCGUUCACGCCCAGGUCCCCGGCCAGUGGCUCGCGUACAACCUCUCGCCCUCGUUCAACUGGGACGCCGCUGGCCUCGGCGCCAAGGAGAUGCAGUCGUUCGUCUGGGACCUCGGCAAGCUCGGAUUUGUCUUCCAGUUCAUCACCCUCGCGGGUCUCCACUCGAACGCCUACAUCUCCGACCUGUUCGCGCAGAACUUUGCCAAGGAGGGCAUGAAGGCCUACGUUGAGCUCAUCCAGCGCCGGGAGCGCGACAUUGGCUGCGACGUCCUCACUCACCAGAAGUGGUCGGGUGCCGACUACGCCGACUCGCUCCUCACGACCGUCACGGGCGGAAUCUCGUCGACCCGUUCUAUGGGAACUUAUAACUCCGAGAACCAGUUCGCGUCCAAGCCCAAGUUGUAA